CACAAUGUCACUGCCAUGGUUGGAGCUGGCAUGCUCGGUCUCCCGUACGCAAUGGCCGAGCUUGGAUGGGGUCCCGGUGCGGCGGUGCUGGUCUUGUCCUGGAUCAUCACCCUCUACACCAUGUGGCAAAUGGUCGAGAUGCAUGAGAUGGUUCCUGAAAAGCGUUUUGAUAAGUACCACGAGAUGGCCCAGUACGCGUUUGGCCAAAAACUCGGUCUCUACUUUGUGGUUCCUCAGCAGCUGAUUGUCGAAGUUGGAGUCGGCAUCAUCUACAUGGUGACCGGAGGCAAAUCCCUGCAAAUGUUCCACGAUACGGUUUGCUCGAGUUGUAAGAAGAUCAAAACGAGUUACUUCAUCAUGAUAUUCGCUUCUGUUCACUUUGUUCUCUCCCACCUUCCCAACUUCAACUCCAUUGCCGGCAUCUCCUUGGAUGCUGCCGUUGUUUCUUUGAGCUACUACACUAUUGCUUGGACAGCUUCACUCCACAGGGGUGUUCAGCCCAAUGUACAGUACGGGUACAGAGAAAAGUCGACAGCGGGAACGGUAUUCAACUUCUUCAGUGCAUUGGGCGACGUCGCUUUUGCCUAUGGCGGACACCAUGUCGUGUUAGAGAUCCAAGCGACAAUCCCGUCCAUGCCAGAGAAGCCAUCCAAGGGCCCGAUGUGGAGAGGAGUCGUCAUUGCAUACAUUAUUGUGGCUCUCUGCUACUUCCCAGUCGCCUUAAUUGGGUACUGGAUAUUUGGGAACUCGGUCGAUAACAACAUCCUCAUCUCGUUGGAAAAACCCGCUUGGCUCAUUGCUCUCGCCAAUAUGUUUGUGGUUGUCCAUGUGAUCGGAAGCUAUCAGAUUUCUGCAUUGCCCAUGUUUGAUAUGAUAGAAACUGUACUGGUGGAGAAAUUGCACUUUAAGUGCACUCGAACACUCAGAUUUAUAGCGCGCAAUAUCUACGUUGCGUUCACGGUUUUCGUCGCGAGUACUUUCCCAUUCUUCGAUGGUCUUCUUUCGUUCUUUGGAGGAUUCGCUUUUGCCGCUACCACAUACUUUCUUCCCUGCAUGAUGUGGCUUGCGAUUAAGAAGCCGAGGAGGUUCGGCCUGUCCUGGUGGACAAACUGGAUAUGCAUUGUGAUUGGACUACUCUUGAUGGUCAUAGCGCCCAUGGGAGCAUUGAGGCAGAUCAUAAUCCAGGCGAAGACCUACCAAUUCUACUCUUAG
This is a messenger RNA of Eucalyptus grandis, 1212 nucleotides long. Its product is annotated as lysine histidine transporter 1. Lineage: Eukaryota; Viridiplantae; Streptophyta; Magnoliopsida; Myrtales; Myrtaceae. The transcript is spliced from 7 exons. The record is from RefSeq and is a predicted model, not a curated record. Bases 16 to 1212 code for a protein of 398 amino acids. Gene Ontology annotation, cellular component: plasma membrane.